Vitis riparia (riverbank grape) is the source of this 998-nucleotide messenger RNA. RefSeq names its product transcription factor MYB114-like. The record is from RefSeq and is a predicted model, not a curated record. The coding region runs from base 146 to 868 and encodes 240 amino acids. Lineage: Eukaryota; Viridiplantae; Streptophyta; Magnoliopsida; Vitales; Vitaceae. The transcript is spliced from 3 exons.
UCGAACUUACAAAAUGGAAAAAGUGCCGACAAAGAUGCAGCUUAUAUAAAUGGACUUGAAGGCUUUGAAGUUUGGCAAGGAGUAGAAUCACUCAUACAUGGUUUUAAUCACUAUUAAUUGUUGAUUGCGAAUUACUAGGUCGCUUAUGGAGGGCUCUUUAGGUCUGCGGAAAGGUGCUUGGACUAGUGAAGAGGACCAUCUGCUAAGAAAGUGCGUAGAAAAGUAUGGAGAGGGGAAGUGGCAUCAGGUUCCUUUUCGAGCAGGCUUGAACCGUUGCCGGAAAAGCUGUAGACUGAGGUGGUUGAACUAUCUGAAGCCAGAUAUCAAAAGAGGGAAAUUCACGGCUGAUGAGGUUGAUCUCAUGAUGAGGCUCCACAAGCUGUUAGGCAACAGAUGGGCAUUGAUCGCAGGUAGACUUCCAGGAAGAACAUCAAACGAUGUGAAGAAUUAUUGGAACACCCAUCUGCGCAAGAAGAUGGUGAAAGAUGAAGUUGAGGAGACUGUGAAAAUCAAUGUUAUAAGGCCUCGUCCUCGGACCUUCACUAAGAACCUAUACUGGUUAGAAAGAAAAGAACUUCUAGAGAAUGAUCAAUCAGAACUUCAUAUUCCUCGCAAACCCUUUUCCACGACCCCUCCAUUAGAGGAUGGACUGAACUCAUGGUGGGAAAGCUUAUUUUCUGACAAGGAAGAGAAUAAAGAAAUCACGUGUUCCAUAGAGAGGUCAGCAAAUGAGUCCAUUUCUUGCCUCUGGGAUGAACAAAUUGCAGCAAUGCCAGAAGUAGGGAAGACUUCUAUUACAAAUGGCCAAAUUGAAUGGACCGAUUGCUCUUUUGAUAUGGACCACCUCUGGGAUCUCAUAAAUGCAUGAUACACGGAAAUCAUAAUAUGAUUAAGUGGUUUUUCUUUCUUCAUCUUUGUAAGGUAAGAAAUGGCUGUAUAUCCACUUCUAAAUUGUAAGAAAAAUAAAUAAAAAUAGCUGAAUAUGAAUGUAUAAUUAA